Micromonas commoda is the source of this 249-nucleotide messenger RNA. Lineage: Eukaryota; Viridiplantae; Chlorophyta; Mamiellophyceae; Mamiellales; Mamiellaceae. The record is from the annotation of a RefSeq genome assembly.
AUGAACCCAUUAAUUUGUGCUGCAUCUGUAGUUGGAGCUGGUUUAGCAAUCGGACUUGGAGCUAUCGGUCCUGGUAUUGGUCAAGGUACUGCAGCUGGUCAAGCUGUAGAAGGUAUUGCACGUCAACCUGAAGCUGAAGGAAAGAUCCGUGGAACACUUCUUUUAUCACUUGCUUUCAUGGAAGCAUUAACAAUUUACGGUCUUGUAGUUGCAUUAGCAUUAAUGUUCGCAAACCCAUUCGUUUCUUAA